This is a messenger RNA of Amphiprion ocellaris (clown anemonefish), 7900 nucleotides long. Its product is annotated as girdin-like. Bases 13 to 1239 code for a protein of 408 amino acids. Lineage: Eukaryota; Metazoa; Chordata; Actinopteri; Pomacentridae. The record is from RefSeq and is a predicted model, not a curated record. The transcript has a single exon.
AUCGAAGAGGAAAUGAUGUCUCUGAUUUCUGAGAAUCAAAAACUCAAAUCCAGUACAAAAGCUCUGCAAAAGCAGGCCAAAGAACUGGGGGAUGAGAAUGAGAGGCUGAUGAUCGUCUUCAACGACAAAAAGCAAGAGCUUGUAGAUACAAAGGUGAAAGAGGCCUUUCUGAAGCUCAAGCAAAAACUGAAGGAUGACAAAAAGGCUUUCCAGGAAGAGAGUCACAAGCUUCGACUGGAGAAGCUUGAGCUGGAGGCAAAAAAUGCAGAUCUCCUGAAGCAAACCGAACAUCUGAAGGCCAAACGUAAAGAACAGAUGGAGAAGAAGGAUCUGCAGAACAAAACCACGAAGCCAGAAGAUCUGGAGGCCAAAAUACAAAACCUCCAGAACGAAAAACAGCACCUGGAGGCCGAAAACAAAGACCUUCUCAGAGAAAAAGCAAAUCUGGAAACCAAAAAUAGAGACCUCGAGAUCAAAAAUGAACACCUGGAGGCUGAAAACAAAGACCUUCACCUGGAAAAAAUAAAUCUGGAAACCAAAACACAAGACCUCCAGAACAAAAAACAGCACCUGGAGGCCGAAAACAAAGACCUUCUCAGAGAAAAAGCAAAUCUGGAAACCAAAACUAGAGACCUCGAGAUCAAAAAUGAACACCUGGAGGCUGAAAACAAAGACCUUCACCUGGAAAAAAUAAAUCUGGAAACCAAAACACAGGACCUCCAGAACGAAAAACAGCACCUGGAGGCCGAAAACAAAGACCUUCUCAGAGAAAAAGCAAAUCUGGAAACCAAAACUAGAGACCUCGAGAUCAAAAAUGAACACCUGGAGCGCGAAAACAAAGACCUUCACCUGGAAAAAAUAAAUCUGGAAACCAAAACACAAGACCUCCAGAACGAAAAACAACACCUGGAGGCCGAAAACAAAGACCUUCUCAGAGAAAAAGCAAAUCUGGAAACCAAAACUAGAGACCUCCAGAAAGACAACGAUCAUCUGAACCUGGAUAAGAAGGCACUUGAGGAGGAAUGUCAAGCCCUUCACAAAAAGAGCGAAGAGAUGAUGGAAGUUACUAAAAUACUGGAGAAAGAAAAUGAGGAGCUGCAGGAGCUUCUCAGCAAGAAAAAGAAGAAGAAAUUCUUCAGGUUCUUCAAACACACUGAGCCAAAAGAGAAGGAAGAGCAGAAGAUGGAAAAGCAGAAAAAAGAGAAGAAGUCAGCAGGUUGCUGGAGCUGGUUCCACUAAACCUGCUUUCUUCACCUUCCACACCUUUUCCUCUCAUCUUUCUUCACCUUCCACACCUUUUCCUCUCAUCUUUCUUCACCUUCUUCACCUUUUCCUCUCAUCUUUCUUCACCUUCUUCACCUUUUUCUUUCAUCUUUCUUCACCUUCUACACCUUUUCCUCUCAUCUUUCUUCACCUUCUACACCUUUUCCUUUCAUCUUUCUUCACCUUACACACCUUUUCCUCUCAUCUUUCUCCAGUCUAACUUCCAUCUUUCUCAUCUUGCCACCUCCAACCAUCACCUCUCCAUCCACCUUAUCCCCCAUUCUCCACCCCUUUCUCAGCCUUUUCUCACCCCUUUCUCACCUCUCUGUCCUCCCCUAUCCAAAGGGCAGCACGGUGGCUCAGUGUUCAGCGCUGUAGCCUCACAGAAACACCUCCUCCUAUUUCUGUGUGGAGUUCUGUGUUCUCCACGUGUUAGCGUGGGUUUUCCCCGGGUUACUCCGGUUUCCUCCCACAUCAUUAAAAAACACAAACCAAAUUAGGCUAAUUGGACACUCUAAAUUAUCUCAACUUUAAAAAAAAAAAAAUAAAAAAUUCAUCAAAAAUAAAACAAACAACUAAACAUAUUUCAGCAUUUGUCUGCCUCUAUGGGUAAAAUACAACUAACUGCACCACGUUGUGGCUGCUGGUUGUUGUACAAACUGUUGGUUCUGAUGUCAACAAAACGUUGUGAAGGUUAUUAUAAAUGUGUGUUUAGUGUUUUGAUUCUUUGCAGGAAAUUGUUCCAGGCGCUACGAUCAUGACUGCACAUCUACUACUGAACAUAAAACAUUUAGACAGAGAAUCUGCUGACAGAAGUACUAAAACAUUCUAAAAACUUGUAAGAUGCAAUUUCAAAAGUAAACAGUGUAAAUAAUAUAAAGUGUGUAAAAAUGUUUUAACAAAGGUAAUGUGAAAAUAUACAUAUAUACUAUAUACAACAAUUUAUAGUUACUGUGUAAAAAACAUAAUAAUUUAUGCAAUCUAAUAAUAUACAGUGUAGGAGUUGUAAAGAUAUCCAGUAUGUUAGAAUUUACUAUGUAAAAAAUAUCCUGUAAUACAAAUGGUAAAAAUAUGUACGGCAUAAAUAUGCUAUGUAAAAAAUACACAGCAUGCUAGAAUGAAAUUUAAACAAGCAUACAAAGCAUAUGAAAAACAUCCAGUAUGCAAAAGGUUAAAAACUUAGGUACUGCAAAAAUAUACAAUGUAAAAAAAUAUGAAAAACAGAACAAGGUCCACAUUAAAAAUCUGGAUCUUUAGAAAUGGCAAUUUGUUCAUUGACAGUGUUUGACUACUUCCUAUAAUACAAAUAUAGUAGUAAAAGUAAAAAGAAACAAACAUGUAUUGUAAAAAUUUACAGUGCACAAAAUGUGCAAAGAAAUAUGUCAUGUAAAAAUAUGAUGAAACAAAUCUAAUGCAAAAAUAUACAGAUUAAAAAAUAUCUAGUGUACAAUAAGUUUUAAAAUAUGUAUUGUAGAAAUACACACUGUAAAAAAUGUACAAAAGUGUAAAUGUAAUGUAAAAUAUGCAGUGCAGAAAAUGUCUUGUAUACAACAGGUUCAAAAUGUGUCUGAUAAAAAUAUACAAUGUACUGUGAUUUUUGUUUUAAUGUAAUGUAGAAAUUGACUGUGUUAAAAAUAUCCUGUAUACAAAUGGUUAAAAAUAUAUAUGGUAAAAAUAUCCAAAUAUGAAAAAUAAAACAUUUUUUAUACCAACUUACAGUACACAAAAUGUGCAAAGAAAUAUGUCAUAAAAAUACACAGUGUAUGUGCUUUAACAAUAUCUAGCAUGCAAUAAGUUCUAAAGAAAUCUGUAUUGUAAAAAUAAACUUUUUUUAUUUAUUUAUUUAUUUUACAAAAAUGUAAAGAUAUCCAGUGUGGAAAAAGUUAUUUUUUUUAAAUGUAUAGUAAAAGUAUACAGUGUAAAACAUAUGAUGCUUAAUGAUAGUUUUUGAAAAUGCAUGGUACAAAUAUACAAGGAAAAAAAUACAUUAUUUUCAACUUAAAGAAAAAUGCAAAACAAAACUAUACACCGUACAAAAAAUAUACAGUGUUAAAAAUAUCCAGCAUGCAAACGGUUAAAAAAAUAUAUGUAUUGUAAAGAAUGUACAAUCUGAAAAAUAUAAGAAAAAAAGUCCACAUUACAAAACUGGAUUCUCUGAAACGGCAUUUUGUUCAUUUACAGUGUUCAACUACUUCCUUUAAUACAAAAAAACAUGCUUUGCAAAAAUACAAUUUAAAAAAUCUAAUGAAAAAAUAUGCAGAUUAAAAAAAUAUCUAGUGUACAAAAAAUUGAAUGUGAACAAUAUGCAAAAAAUGCAAAAAUGUUUAGAAAAUAUUCUGUAUGCAGCAGGUUUAAAAUAUAGCUAUGGCAAAAAUAUACUAUGCAAAAAAAUUGUAAAAACACAUCAUGCUUAAAUAAAAAAACUGUAAAACCAUGCAAUGUAAAAAUAUAUAAAGUGUGAAAAAUAUGCAGUGAGGCUUUAAAAAUUGUACUGUAAAAAUAUGUGAAAAUCACAAUAAAAACAACAAAUUCAUGUGAAAAAUCUGUAUUUUUAGAACUGGCGAUACAUCCAUUUACUACUUCCUAUAAUACUAAUGCUGUUGAGUAUAUAAGAUGGACACGAUGUCAUCAAACAUGAAGCACACCUUUACGAGCCUGAAGAUAAAAGCCGAACCUGGUUUUUAGUCAUUUGAGGCUCAUAGCGUCAGAGGUGUGAGCUGGUCUGAGGGUCAGGAUGUGACUGUAGCAGAAGAUGAAAGUAAAGAGAUGAAAGCUGACGUGGUGCCACGUCUCAGGGGUGAUUUGGCUGAAAGCACCAAGUAUAAAACUCCCCACAGAAAGCGGCGUCUCCAGAGUGGGAGCCCAUCUGAGCUGCAAGACGAAUGCCAGAGAGAAAAAAGAAAAACCCAAAGAGGCACAUUCAUUCCUCAUCAAUAUAUCUGCAGAGAUGCUGGUAGCCAUGGAGAUGGUCAGUCAACAUGUAAUCACAAUGUGAUGUAAAAAUAGCAACAUUGGUGCUCUGUGUGUUACACAGAGUGAAGACUUUCUCUCUGCGUCGUGGUUUCGUGGAACAGUGAACUACAUGGAUGGGAUUUUGGAGAAUCUGAUCCCAAAUCCUGCUCGCUCUCGCCUCAGUGACCGCACACCAGCCACAAUGUUAAUGCUGCUGGGGGAGUCUAGCUCCGAGCCUCAGGAGGUUUAGCUCCAUACAUGCUCUACUUGAAAAGCUCCUAAUGCACUCAGGCUUCUGCUGGGGGAAGCCUGAAAAAAUUAUUUCUUAAUCAGCUUCCUGCUACGAGGCAUGUCUUCAUAAACACAUUAAGAUCUGCAAAGAAUAUGAACAUAUUAGUUAUUUCACUCCACAGAUUCCUGCAUUUGUGUUUUUGGGCCUUUUGGUGACAAAAAAAAAAGGAUUUUAUCAGAGCUACUUCCAUGAACCAAUCAGAAUUUAAGAGCAUAAGAAUUGAAAAGGGCUUUAACCUUCGUGUUGUCCUGCGGGUCAAAAUUGACCCGUUUUAGAGGUGGAAAAUGUGGGGGGAAAAUAUGUUUUCACAGUGAUGUCCACAUUUUCAACAUUUUUGGGAAAUCUUUGAACAUUUUUUGGUGGAAAAAAAGAAAUGUUAAAAACGUUUCUUUAAGAACAUUCACAGAAAAAUAAACCAAAAUCCAGCGAAAUUCACUGGAUUUUGGUUGAUUUUUGGUUGAAAAAGAAAAGCAUUUUUUUUCUUUUUUUUCAUUUCUACACAUUGUUAAUGGGGUAAAACCAUCACUCCUGUGUUCUAAUGCUACAUUGUGUUAGCUAAUGGUGUUGAAAGGCUAAUUGAUGGUUAGAAAACCAUUGUGCAGUUAAAAAGUUAAAGUUAAAAGUGUGAGUUUUCAUGGAAAACAUGAAAUUGUCUGGGUGAUCCCAAACUUUUGAACAGUAGUGUACACAACACAACUGUCUACAUCACCAAAACUGACAACUGAAGUUGCUGUAUAUAUUUUUGACUCAGUAGAUUAUUAUCAUAUUUCUAGAAAACCGAAAAUAAACCUUUAAAAUAACCAAAAUAAAUGAUCGUGACGUGUUUCAUUGAUUCCAUACCAGAAAAUUAAGAGUCGUACUAAACUCAGGACUACCCUUAUAUACAUUGUCUUUACAAGUGUAUGUAAACUUUUGUUCAUGACUGUAACCCUUUGAUGCGCAACAUGGGUCAAAAUGACCCAAAACCAAUGGAAAAUGGUUAUCUCCUGACCCACACGGUGCAUCAAAGGGUUAAUAGAGAAUACAGUUUAGUUGUAGAGGAAUGUAAUUUUGUGGAGACUAGAUUGCAUUGGUCCCCAUGUUAAAAUGUCCAAAAACAUGUUUAAAGCUGAAUAUGUAAACCAAUUUUGAAGUUUACAUUCUAAUUUCCCCACUUUAUUUGUCUCCUUGGGGGCAAUUUAAGGCAUAUACAGCAAUCAAUAAAGUGCAUAAGGUGCUAAAAACAGUAUUUACAUGAGGUAUAAGUGCAAAUAUGUAUUUGUAGAGAGGGUGGUAGGAGUAGGAUAUCCCUUUUUUUCAGUUUCAUGCUGUUUGUUUUGCGUUUUGCCACUUAAAUAAACCCAACAGAAUCUCAUGAAUUACUCUAAAGUGUUUCGUUCAGAUGAAAUAAGUACUUUGAGUGACUUUGCCUCCCCUCUGAUGUCAGUGACAGCAUCACGUUGUGCUUUUGUUGCCACACACGCUACAGUGAUUGUGGUAUUUGUCACCAACGUAAUCACAGCUCACCUGUGGUUUGCAUGCCGGGACGAGGCGCAGGUCGACGGUCCAGCAUCCAUUAAAGCAUCGAUUUGCUUUCUGACCGACCGAGCUUCAUGCUGAGCAGAUAGACUGUUCCAGACACUCUGGGCCGUCUGACAGAGAAAACUCCUCUUGCUGUUUCUCGGCAACAGACCGAGUGGUUUGUUUCUCCUGUUCAUAUCCACGGUAACAAGCAGCGAGUGUUAAAUUUAGCUGUGCUUGCAGUGAUAUGAAGAAAUGGAACAUGAUUCUCAAUGAACAAGCGAUUCAACAAGGUUACUGAGCAAGUGGAAGAGAAAAAAAAAGACAAAAAAAAAUUCAGAUGGAGUUUUUCUCCUUCCAGUGAUGAUGAUAGUUGAAUUGGCUGCAAAUUACAUUCACCUUCAGAGGAGAGCCGGUGAAAAUGUGAAGUGAUGUUUUACUUUAGAAUGAUGUUACUGACUGCAGGUGGUGGGAAAACAGAGACAAAUAGAAUCUAAAGUAGCUGAGGGGAUUUGUCAAAGAGCACUAAGAUGAGAUGAGAUGAGAUGAGACAAGAUGUCAUAAGACGAGAUCAGACAAGAUAAGGUCAAGAUAUGAUAAGAUAUGACAAGAUAAGACAAGAUAUGACAAGAAAAAAUAAGAUACAAUUACGAUGCAACAAGAUAAGACAAGGUACAAUACGAUAAGAUAAUACAAGACAAGAUAAAAUAAAAAACAGUAAGAUACGAUAAGAUCAGAUGAGCUAUGAUAACAUAUAAUACAACAGAAUAUGAAAAGAUAAGACGAGAUAAGAUGAGACAAGAUGAGAUCAGAGAAGAGAAAAUGAGAUAAAACAAGAUGAGAUCGAAGAUAAAAUUAGAUAAGAGAAGAUGAGAUAGAAGAUAAAAUGAGCUAAGACAAGAUGAGAUAAGGCAAGAUAAGAAUAGAUAACACAAGAUACGACAAGAUAAGAUGAGACAAGAUAAGAUAUGAUAUAAGAUAAGAUACGACACGAAACAAUAAGAUAUGAUACGAUAAGACAUGACAAGAUACGAUAAGAUAUGACAAGUUAUGCAAAGAUAAGACGAGAUAUGACAAGAUAUGACAAGAUACAAUAACAUAUGACAAGAUACGAUAAGAUAUGAUAAGAAGAUAAAAUAAGGUAAGAUGAGACACAAAACGACAAGAUACAAUAAGAUACAAUAAGUUAAAGUACAAUAAGAUAAGAUAAAAUAAUGCGACAAGAUAAAAUAAGAUCAGAUAAGAUAUGAUAAGAUAUGACAGACUACGACAAGAGAAGAUGAGAUACAAGAUAAGACAAGAUAAAACGAGCUGUGACAAGAUAAGACAAGACAAGAUACGACAAGACAAGAUACGAUAGGACAAGAUAUGGCAAGAUAAGAUAAGACGAGAUAAGAUACGACAAGACAGGACAAGACAAGAUAAAAUAAGAUACGAACAAACAAGCAAAGAAGUGCAAAACAUUUAGGAAAUGUACAAAAAAUAAAAAUAAAUCAAACUAAACCGAGAUCUACCUAAGUACUGAUUAUAGAAAACACAGUGUUGCCUUUGCCAGUGGUAUUGAUUCUCUCUGACAUAAGUAUUAAUAUUGCACAGAUUACUAACUAUAAUGCACAGAUUUUUAGCGCAGUAGAAAUAUACCUAUGUAGCAUAUGUUCUAUGACAUGAAUGUGUCUGUACUGUACCGAGAGAUGCAUGACAGAUUUUCGAUGAGCGGUAUUAUAAACAGUUUUGCAUGUUAUAAUCAAGCAAUUUCAGUUUUAUUUCAAAAUUAAGGUGCAGCAGCUGAGUUUGUGCUCAGAAAAAUCCUUAAUUAUCAAUCACAUUCACAUAUAAAUGACUUAAACCAUGCUUCCCUCCAUGUUUUCCUGAUGAUUUAUUGCUAUUUCUUUU